Molecule: messenger RNA, 6578 nt
Organism: Sitodiplosis mosellana (orange wheat blossom midge)
Lineage: Eukaryota; Metazoa; Arthropoda; Insecta; Diptera; Cecidomyiidae
Gene: Sbf
Product: myotubularin-related protein 13
Source: RefSeq, a predicted model, not a curated record
AACCGUACCGAACGGGCAAACUGUCAUGUUUGACAUUUAAUUGGUGGCGUUUGUUUAUGCUAUAUACAAUACAAAACUUCACGCACACACACCACCGCACCAAGCGAAACAAAAUCUAAUCAUUGCAUGAAAGAAGACGACGACAACGUACCAAUAAUAUAUAAUGGAAUGAGAGAAUUAAAAAAAACGAGUGAAGAACGAAUUUCUGGCAUUUGUGUUCCAUUCAUUUUCUUAGUGCAAGUUGAUAAAUGUGGCGGAACGAUUGCAAUUCGGUGAACGCAGAGAAUUGCACAAAGUUUAUUAUUUAGUGAAUAGAAAAUUGUGAAAAGAAUCCAAGAAAAAGCGAAACGAACAUACGAAAAAUAGAUUGGAAUAAGGAAUCCCUUCAUAUACAUAUUUUCCUUCAUACUAAGACUUGGAGUGGGGUGCGGUUCACCGAUUUUCGAAACCAACAUAGACCAAUCUGCAUUGUUAUUUGCACUACAAAUCGCAACAUACCGAAACAAAAAUAAAAUCAAAACAGUGUGUUUGUUGUUUUUUUUCCCAAUUCAUUCGUUCGAAAUCGAUAUUUUGUUGGUUGAUGCAUUUCGCUUUUGUUUUUGCCAUCGAAUUUAUCGAUGCGAAUGCAAACCCAAAACCGACGAACAAUUUUUCGUCAAUGAGCGCCGACUACAGAAGUAAUGACAAUAAACAUUCAUAGUAAAUAGCCUAAUUAGUGGGCCACAUAAACAUAACAUAUACGACAGUUUUUAUACAACAAUCUUCCAACAACACACACACACACACACAUACUCACACAACGCAAACAAAUCAGGUAGACAAUGUCUCGUUUAGCUGAUUAUUUUGUGAUAGUCGGUUAUGAUCAUGAAAAAGAACGAUCCGGCAAACGAAGCGGAAAGAUUUUACAACGUUUCCCAGAAAAAGAUUGGCCAGAUACUCCAUUCAUCGAGGGCAUUGAAUGGUUUUGCCAACCGCUUGGAUGGGCCUUAUCGAAUGAACGAUUGGAGCCGCAGUUCUUCGUAUCGGUUUUGACUGAUAUCGAUGCGAAUCGACACUAUUGUGCUUGUCUGUGUUUCAACGAAACCGUUGCCAUCACACCCAACAAGCCCAUCGAUGAGGAAGAAGAGGACAGCUUUUCACCGAGACAAACACUGCUCAAUCCGGCCGCUGUUGUCGCAGCGGCCGGUGGAGCUGUUGUUAAUAAUUUUUCAUCGUCCGCUUUAAUUCAAGAAGUCAACUCAAAACCAACAUCGAAUAUCACACAUCAUAGCAUCAUGUACGCUCCCAAGUGCUUGGUUCUGGUGUCACGUUUGGAUUAUAUCGAAACCAUUCGGAAUUGCCUCGGAACCAUUUAUACGGCAUUCAUCGAAAGUCUACCGUAUCAACUCGAAACAUUGAUUGGAAACAUUCUCGGAUGUAUUCAGAUACCACCGCCAGGCGGUCCACAAGUGCGUUUUUCAAUUGGAGCCAGUGACAAACAAGCAUUGCAGCCGCCAUUAUCACCUACCCUACCCGUAACUGGAACAUGCGUUAGCAUGCUAUUUCAACAGUUGGGCAUAAAAAAUGUCAUCCUUCUGUUCUGCGCCGUAAUGACCGAGCACAAAAUUUUAUUUCAUUCCAAAAGUUUUUCCCGUUUAACCGAUAGCUGCCAUGCAUUAACGGCACUCAUGUAUCCAUUCCGUUAUACACACGUUUACAUCCCAAUUUUACCGGCGCCUCUAUCCGAAGUCUUGUCCACACCAACACCAUUCAUAAUGGGUGUUCACAGUUCAUUGCAGCCAGAAAUAUCCGAUUUGAUGGAUGUGAUUGUGGCCGAUAUUGAUGGUGGAUCAAUUCGAAUCCCUGAAUCGCUAGUGCCACCGGUUUCUGUGCUACCCGAUGCCAUUUGGGAAAGCACACAAAUGUCCUUAACAAUGGUGUUGCAACCAAAACUCAACUCAGCCGAUUUGGCAUUCCCGUCGCCAGCAGCGACCAUCGAACCGAAUCUUGCGAUGCAAGACAAAGAAAUUCGUGCCGUAUUUAUGCGGACAUUUGCUCAACUGUUGCAAGGAUAUCGAUCAUGUUUAACCUUGAUUCGAAUUCAUCCGAAGCCCGUGAUCACAUUUCACAAAGCCGGCUUUUUGGGUGCAAGAGAUUUAGUCAAUUGCGAUUUUUUGUCGCGCGUAUUAGAUAGUAUGUUUUUCACAAGUUUUAUCACCGAACGUGGUCCACCAUGGCGUGCAUGCGACGCAUGGGAUGAAUUGUACAGUUCAGUAACCGAUUUGACACGAACUGAACUCCAAAAUCCCAAAUUGGUGUUGACUCACAUUCGAGAAUUAGCUCAGAUUUUAUACACAAAUGAAAAUCCAUCAUCUCAAAACUAUAUGCAAAAGGUGUUGCGGCCACCCGAUGGAUCGUACUCGCGUAUUCAUCAGCCCACAUUGAAUCCGUUGAACGGUGAUUUAGUGCAACAAAUCAUCAACGAUGGUUUGGCUAAGAAUAACAUUGAAACGAAAAGUUUUCAAUCGGCUCGAUUGUCACCACGAAUCGUGCCAAUGGGACCACAUUUACAAAGUAUUUCGGAUGGACGACCGGUGGUCAAUAAUACCGCUCGUCGUUUGGAGGUGCUGAAAACUUGUGUCAAUUGCAUUUUUGAAAAUAAAAUUGCUGACGCACGUAAAAGUUUUCCGGCUGUUAUGCGUACGCUGAAGCAACGCGAUGCCCGAUUAACAUUGUGCCGAGAACUGGCACGAACCGUACAAGGAAAUAAAGCCAUGUUGGAUCAUCAACAAUUCGAUUUAGUCAUCAAGCUAAUGAAUCGAGCGCUGCAAGACGACUCUAUAAUGGAUGAAUAUGGUGUUGCCGCCUCGUUAUUGCCACUGUCAACGGCAUUCUGUCGGAAAUUGUGUACGGGUGUCAUUCAAUUUGCGUACACAUGCAUUCAAGAUCACCCGGUGUGGAAGAGUCAACAGUUUUGGGAGAGUGCAUUCUAUCAAGAUGUUCAAACGCAAAUCAAAGCAUUGUAUUUGCCGCGGGCGAACAAUACAACGUCUUCCUCCUCCAUUAUCGAAAAUAAUUACUCAUACUCACGAACCAGACUCAGUCCGUCAAAUUCAAGGGACUUGAAAGAGUAUCGGGCAUCGAUUUUAUCACGAGUUCAAGAGCCAUCAGCAUUAGAAAUAGCAGCUGAGCAAAUGCGAUUGUCACCAUCCAUGGAUCCAGCCAAAUUGAAUGAAUUCAUCAAUUCGGAAGAGUCAACGCUGUACAGUCAAGCAAUUCAUUAUGCCAAUCGAAUGGUGUCGCUAUUAAUUCCCACCGACAUUAGCUCUGGUAUAAAAGUACAAAAAAUUGAUCAUCACUUGGAGGAUGAUACAAGUGUUUCAAACAGUAUUGUUGAAUCGCGAAGUGCACGCAGCGAUCAUUCAGGCGAUGAAGGAUUCGAAGAAAGUGAUCCAUUUGAAACGGGCAAUAUUGUAACCAAAAUGGUGAGCCGAUUCAUUGAUCGUGUGUGCACUGAGGGCAGUGUAACGGCUGAACAUGUGCGAAAUUUACAUGUUAUGGUGCCCGGUGUUGUGCACAUGCACAUCGAGACAUUAGAGGCUAUUCAUCGUGAAUCGAAGCGAAUUCCAUCGGUUAAAAAGCCAACGAUACAGGCACCAAUCUUGCUAUCAGGAGAAGAGAUUCUGGGCGAAGCCAUGCGUGUUUAUAUGCUGCCCGAUGGGCGUGAAGAAAGUUGUUCGAUUAUGACGUCACUUUUGCCUGCCGAAGGUGCUCUAUUUUUAACGAAUUACAGAGUUGUAUUCCGGGGAUCACCAUGUGAUAUGCUGUCAUGCGAACAGAGCAUAGUGCGUUCAUUCCCGAUAUCAUGUUUGACCAAAGAGAAGCGAUUGACACGACUGUAUCUGCCGCACUUGGAUCAGGAGUUACCAGAAGGAUUGCAGUUGCGCUCGUGCACAUUUCAAUUGAUCAAAGUUGCUUUUGACGAAGAAAUCGCCGCCGAAAACGUUGAAGCAUUUCGAAAAUUGUUGAAUCGUGCACGUCAUCCACCACAUGAAUUUGGCCAUUUCGCAUUUGCAUCGCAUGGCAUUAUACCCAGUACACCGCUUCACAAAGUCAAAGAAAAGAAUGCCACGUUGAAGGGAUUCGCGAAGAAAACACUCAUUCGAACUGCUAAACGAGCUGGUUUCAAGCAAAAAGGUGUUACACGACGAAAAUACGUUUUGCCCGGUGUCAAUUUUGACGAUACUUCACCGACCAACGAACACGGAACCAACAGUCUUACGAAUAGCAAUUCCGAACAUCAUUUGCAUAAUAUCAACGAUGAGGAUGAUUCAGAUGAUACCGUCGAUACGAUGCCACGCGUCACAGUCAAAGAUAUUGAACGGUUGAAAGAACGAAGCUAUGUGAGGGACUGGAAACGGCUCGGUUUCAGUGAUCCACACUCAAACUAUCGAAUCUCCUCCGUCAAUUGUAAUUACAGCUUGUGCCGAUCGUAUCCGGCGAUUAUUGUAUCUCCACAGGGCAUAUCAGACGAUUCACUUCGUUGCCUAUCUCGAUGUUAUAAAAACCAUCGAAUUCCGGUGCCAACGUGGCGACAUCAACGGAAUGGUGCAAUAUUAUUGCGUGGUGCAUUACCGCAUCCCAAGGGAGUGAUCGGAAUGUUCAAAGCACAUCCAGCUGGUUCAACGAACAUAUCAACCGAUUCGACCGGUUUCCAAGAGCAAGAUCGAUUUUUCACUCAAAUCAUCGAAUCGAUGCCAAAUUCAGUGGCACUACGACAUCCAUUGGAUUUAUUCGAUUCGAAUUUAUCGAUAAAUUCAUUGAUGUGGGCCGCUGAGGAUGUCAAUUACUAUCAACAUAAUCAAAUGGCUGCAAAACAAGAGCGAACGCCCGAUUCAAGUCGACGAUUUUCACAAGGUGCUUUCCAUACAGUGCGAUCGUUUUCGAACUUUGGCAAUCGUUCGAAUCAGUCAAGUGCAACGAAAACGCCAAACAAAUGGGGUUCACUGAAAGCAGGAUCUGGUCUCACGCAAUCCUACUCCAAUGCGCAACCAUUGCGAGACAUCAACGAGAAGAACCAUUCGCACACGUACUCGUUCCACCGCGUUCCAAUGUACAUUUUGGGCGAGAAAUCACAAUCGAAAUCAGCACGACUAUCCGAAUUGUGCACGGAAUUCAUACCAGUUGACUACACAGAUGUGCGACAAUCGCGGAUUGCCUUCAAAAAGCUGAUGCGAGCCUGUCUACCGUCAACGGAAACAAAUGAGCCGGAUCAAACGUUUGCCAAACUAUUGGAACAGUCCGAAUGGCUGCAGCAAAUUCGUAAUAUUUUGCAAUUAUCUGGUGCGGUUGUGGAUCUGAUUGAUUUGCAGGGAUCAAGUGUCACGCUGGCAUUGGAAGAUGGUUGGGAUGUGACGUCACAGAUAACCUCGUUGGCACAGCUAUGCUUAGAUCCAUACUAUCGAACAAUCGAAGGUUUUCGAGUGCUGAUCGAAAAAGAAUGGCUUGCCUUUGGCCAUCGCUUUGCGCAUCGUUCAAAUUUAAAAGCGGGUGGCGGCGGUGGCGCCCAAUUUGCACCAGUAUUUCUACAAUUUUUGGAUGCUGUCCAUCAAAUUCAAGUACAAUUUCCGUUAUCGUUUGAAUUUAACGAUUUCUACCUGCGUUUCUUGGCAUAUCACAGUGUAUCGUGCCGUUUUCGAACGUUCUUAUUCGAUUGCGAGUUGGAGAAAUUCGAUUUGGGCAUUGCAAAAAUCGAAGACAAACGUGGCUCGUUGAAUUCAAAGCAUGUGGUUGUCGAAACCGGAACCGGUUCGGAUGAUGACAUUUUCCCGGGCGGUAUUCGAUCGUCGGGCGUUGGAGCUGCCAAAAUUGGUUACUCGGUGUUUGAUUACAUCGAUCGUCAGCAUGCCAAAUUCCCGAUAUUCUACAAUUUUAUGUACAGUGGUGAUCAAGAUCAACCGAUUUUACGGCCACAAAGCUCCGUUGCGAUGCUCGAAUUGUGGCGAUAUUACAUUGACGAAGAGUUGGCACAUGGUCCACCAUACGAUCUUGAACUGGUUUGCAAUGAUAAUCAUGAAGAUGAAGAGAUUGAUUUCCUGUCUUCGACUGGAAUGCGAAGCGCCAGCAACAAUUCAAACCAUGGCAGCAGUAGCAAUACCCAUCUGUCAUCUAAAGCUCAACAACAGAGAAGAAGACGCGUGGUUGCGACUGGAUAUGACAGUCUUGCAAAGUGUGAUCCGGAUAUUUUCUCGCGAAUUCUUGAAGAACUUCGUCAAUCCGAGAGCGAAAGAGGUCUUUUGCCACAGAAAUGGCGUCAAAUUUGGGAUAAGCUUGAAUUGCCGCAGAGCGAUUCAUUGAAACGGAAUUCAUCGUUCAGCAGUGCAAUCGUUCGAUCACACGGUCGAUUGUUGCACAAGCGUUCAACAUUGGAAAUUUUAAUGCGUGGCCGACUUGCCGGUGGCAUUCAUCAAGAAACCUUUGCUCACCCACAUCGUUUCGAGAAGCAUUCAUACACAACACCAACGCAUUGUAAUCACUGUGACGGCGUUCUGUGGGGCCCAAUGUGGACGGGACUUAGAUGCAUGGACUGUGGAAAUUCA